Molecule: messenger RNA, 2763 nt
Organism: Salvia miltiorrhiza (redroot sage)
Lineage: Eukaryota; Viridiplantae; Streptophyta; Magnoliopsida; Lamiales; Lamiaceae
Exons: 18
Coding region: 994-2415 (473 amino acids)
Biological process (GO): GPI anchor biosynthetic process; protein localization to plasma membrane
Cellular component (GO): membrane; endoplasmic reticulum
Molecular function (GO): glucosaminyl-phosphatidylinositol O-acyltransferase activity
Source: RefSeq, a predicted model, not a curated record
UUUAUUUAAACUAAGCCCACAAAGAUUAAAUGGCCCAAGUAAUUAUCCAAGAAUCAGUAAAUUAAAACUAAACUACAACUCUUCUUUCUUAAAACAAGCAAUCAGAUUUCUCUCUCUUCUCUCUCUCCUCACACACGUUCUCCCUCUCUCUGCGUUUUCUCACUCUGCGUCUUAUUUUUCUCUCUCUCUCUCUUUCGGCGAGUGUCGCCGGUCCUCCCUGCCUCCGGCGCGGCGAGGCCGGCCCUCUCCUUUCCCCCUUUCCUUUCUUUCCAUUUCUCUUUUCCCUAAGUCUCAAUCCCCAAAUUAUAAAAUCAAAAUCCUAGGGUUUCUACCUCUCUUCAUCCCCUCUGGAAUUCGUCUCUCCGGCGAAGCCUACCGCCCCGCCGUCGUCUCUGUCACGCCGCCGCCUCCUCUGUUUCAGGUAAGUCCCUGUCUCUCUCUCUACUUCUGUCUCUGCUCUCUCCCUCGAGCUCCCUCUUUCUCUGCCCUCUCUUGUUCGCGGUCGCCGCUUCCAGUCGGGCCUCUGCCGCGGUGGUUCGCGGCUACUGCUGUUGCCAUCACUUCCGUGUUUUAUCUCCUCCUCUCUUUUAUUACAGUUCUAUUUUAAAACUUAAUACUAACUAAUCCCAACUAUUUCCCUAUUUCAGGAAUUACUCCGGCGUGGAAGCUCGUCUACCGAUACUGCAGCUCAAGUUUCUACCUUUUUCUUGUCCUGUAAAUUUAUUCUCUUUUGCUGAUUUACUGAGAAAUUGAUAUUUUGAUGGGGAAAAGCAUACUGUUUUGUAGAAGAAAUUAGAGUUAGGGACUGUUGCAACUAUGCUUGUAUCUACUUGGUGUAGCUAUUAUUCAUCACUAUUAUUCUUAGUUGCUGCUCUAAUAUACUGAAUUUGGAACUGCAAUAAGAGAUACUACCUGUGAAUUGGACCUGCUGUGCUGCGGAAGAUUGCUGUAACAGAUGAUGGCAGAGUUGAGAAAAUUUGGUUGGAUUGGCUCAUGAAAUUCUCAAAGCAUUUCGAAGCCAGUCAAGCUUCAUCCAUGGAGUCCUUCAAUCCCAACAGACACCUCAAAGAACAAUUCGUGAGCAACUUAACGGGAUCUUCCAAGCUCGAAAUUUUCAUUAUGGUCACAAAUCUUUCAAUUUUGGUUCUUAUUAGACGUUGCAUCGGAUUCAACUGGAUGAGUAAUGGUUAUCCUAAGAAAGAUGAUAACGUUGCUGGUGGUGGCAAGAGUUUCAAAGCUUGUGUUGUAGUAUUGCUUAUUGAUUUUCUCUGCAUUGCUGUGCCUUAUAUUUUAUAUCUGACUGUUCUGGCAGAAUGGACUUAUUGGAGCACAAUCUUGGUGCUUUUGCUGCUGUUUUGCCUGAAAACAUUUGAUAGAAACGGACCUUCAUUCUUGCAGGAAGGUGGUGUAGACUCUAUUAGGGAAAAUAUCACAUCUUACAGGGUCUCAACGAUGCUUGUUACAUGCUUCUCUAUUUUGGCUGUUGAUUUCAAGAUAUUUCCCAGAAGAUAUGCAAAAACAGAGACAUAUGGGACUAGUUUGAUGGAUCUUGGGGUUGGCUCAUUUGUAGUAGCAAAUGCCUUGGUUUCACGACAGGCGCGUGGCAUCACAAAUAUGACACUGAGUAAUGGUCUUCGUUCAACCAGUCCAUUGAUUAUUUUGGGGUUUGCUCGACUUGUCUCUACAUCAAGUGUGAAUUACCAGAUUCAUGUUGGUGAAUAUGGUGUCCACUGGAACUUCUUUUUCACUCUAGCCGCUGUGGCUAUCCUCACAUUAAUUAUUAACGUUCAUCCAAGAUACUGUGGCGUUCUAGGUUCAUUCAUCCUAAUUGGUUAUCAAGCUUUACUAUUGUGUGGGCUGAAUAAAUAUCUUCUUUCUGAAGAAAGGAAAACUGACAUCUUUAGCCAAAACAAGGAAGGGAUAUUUAGCAUAUUUGGAUAUUGGGGUAUGUAUCUUAUUGGUGUCAGAAUUGGAAGCUACGUCUUCUUUGGAGACAAUGCCGAUGCUAUGUCAAAAACCAAUAAAUCUGCAAGAACUAGGGCUUGUGCUCUUUGCAUGUUUUUCUGGUCACUAACUUUGCUUCUAGACUGGUAUGUUGAAGCAACAUCUCGCCGAAUGUGCAACAUGGCAUAUGUUUCUCUUAUCUUGGCUUCCAACCUUCAGGUGUUAGCCAUUGUGAUGCCGUUCGACUGUGUUCCGGGAUGUAAGAGUUCAGCCAUGGAAGAAGCUUUUAGUCGAAAUAUGCUGGCAUCGUUUCUUCUGGCUAAUGUUCUUACAGGAGUGGUUAACUUGUCUGUUGACACUCUGUCUGUAUCCUCGAUCGCAGCUCUAGCUAUCUUGUUUGUGUAUGCCUUCUUUUUAUGUUUUGUUGUCGGAAUUGCAGAUUUUCUUGGCAUGAGGUUGAAGUUUUGGUAGUCUCAAAACUCAUGCCGUUUGCUUGGUUUCCAAACUUGUUCCAACAAUGAUUUUAAACUCUCUCUCUCUCUUGUGGAAGUUUGGUUCAAUAUACGGAUUAUGUGGUUAGCGGUUAUAAAUUUUAGUUCCAGCAUUUGAUCGAAGUGAUGGGGAUUGAAUCUGAGAUCUCGUUCUGGAAGGGAAUAUUCCAAAAUCCUCACCAUAGUUUCAAUGAAAUAUAAUUGUAAUUUAUUCCUUGGCUUUAAUUAAGGAAAAUACCAACCAGGGCAUGUAAAUUUAGAAAGAUACGUAUUUAUGAAUGUAAAAUAUAAUUAUGCGAAUAAAUGGGUCCACCUAAAUUUAUUUGAA